UGUCCACCGCCAAACAUCUAACAAUCCACAAUGGGAAAGGAAAAGACUCACAUCAACAUCGUCGUCAUUGGACACGUAGAUUCUGGAAAGUCCACAACAACUGGACAUCUUAUCUACAAAUGUGGUGGUAUCGACAAGAGAACCAUCGAAAAGUUCGAGAAGGAAGCUGCUGAGAUGGGCAAGGGCUCCUUCAAGUACGCCUGGGUCUUGGACAAACUGAAGGCCGAGCGUGAACGUGGUAUCACCAUUGACAUCUCCCUGUGGAAAUUUGAGACCAGCAAAUAUUAUGUUACUAUCAUUGAUGCUCCAGGACACAGAGACUUCAUCAAGAACAUGAUCACUGGUACCUCUCAGGCUGACUGUGCUGUCCUGAUUGUUGCUGCUGGUGUUGGUGAAUUUGAAGCUGGUAUCUCAAAGAACGGACAAACUCGUGAGCAUGCCCUCCUUGCCUACACUCUGGGAGUAAAGCAACUGAUCGUUGGUGUUAACAAAAUGGAUUCAACUGAACCCCCAUACAGCCAGAAAAGAUAUGAGGAAAUCGUUAAGGAAGUCAGCACAUACAUCAAGAAGAUUGGUUACAACCCUGAUACUGUUGCCUUUGUACCUAUUUCUGGAUGGAACGGUGACAACAUGCUUGAGCCCAGCGCCAAUAUGCCUUGGUUUAAGGGGUGGAAAAUCUCACGUAAAGAGGGAUCUGGCAGCGGAACUACCCUGCUGGAAGCUCUUGACUGCAUUUUGCCACCAAGUCGCCCAACUGAUAAGCCUCUGCGUCUGCCUCUGCAGGAUGUCUACAAAAUUGGCGGUAUUGGUACUGUACCAGUUGGUCGUGUGGAGACUGGUGUCCUUAAGCCAGGCAUGGUGGUUACUUUUGCCCCUGUUAAUGUAACAACUGAAGUUAAAUCUGUUGAAAUGCACCAUGAAGCCCUUAGCGAGGCCAUGCCCGGUGACAAUGUUGGCUUUAACGUGAAAAACGUUUCUGUGAAGGACGUCCGUCGUGGCAACGUUGCUGGUGACAGCAAGAAUGACCCACCAAUGGAAGCUGGUACCUUUACAGCACAGGUUAUCAUCCUGAACCACCCAGGCCAGAUUGGUGCUGGAUAUGCCCCUGUGUUGGAUUGCCACACAGCUCACAUUGCUUGCAAGUUUGCUGAGCUGAAGGAAAAGAUUGAUCGCCGUUCUGGUAAGAAACUGGAAGACAAUCCCAAGUUCCUGAAGUCUGGUGAUGCUGCCAUUGUUGACAUGAUCCCAGGAAAGCCUAUGUGCGUGGAGAGCUUCUCUGACUACCCCCCUCUUGGUCGUUUUGCUGUCCGUGACAUGAGGCAGACUGUUGCUGUAGGAGUCAUCAAGGCGGUCGAUAAGAAGGCUGCUGGAGCUGGCAAAGUCACAAAGUCUGCUCAGAAAGCACAGAAAGGCAAAUGAAUAUUUCCAGCAUCUCUCACCUCAGUCAUAACCAGUGGUGGAGGAUUGGUCUCAGAACUCUUUCUAUCAAUUGGCCAUCAGAGUUUAAUAGUCAAAGACUGGUUAAUGAUUACAAUGCAUCGCAAAAGCUUCAGAAGGAAAAAAAUGCUCGUGGACACAUUUGUUUGUGGCAGUUUUUAAGUUAUUAGUGUUUUAAAUCCAGUAAUUUCUAAAUGGAAGCAACUUGACCAAAAUCUGUCACCAAAUUGAGACCAUUAAAAAAAAGUUAAAAGAUAACAA
Messenger RNA from Xenopus tropicalis (tropical clawed frog), 1698 nucleotides. It is a transcript of the gene eef1a1, whose product is annotated as eukaryotic translation elongation factor 1 alpha 1. Gene Ontology annotation, biological process: translational elongation. The record is from RefSeq and is marked provisional. Lineage: Eukaryota; Metazoa; Chordata; Amphibia; Anura; Pipidae. Gene Ontology annotation, molecular function: GTP binding; GTPase activity; translation elongation factor activity.